Molecule: messenger RNA, 1140 nt
Organism: Penaeus chinensis
Lineage: Eukaryota; Metazoa; Arthropoda; Malacostraca; Decapoda; Penaeidae
Exons: 7
Coding region: 1-1140 (379 amino acids)
Biological process (GO): cell-cell adhesion
Cellular component (GO): cell-cell junction
Molecular function (GO): cell adhesion molecule binding
Source: RefSeq, a predicted model, not a curated record
AUGAGGGUCACAAGGCAAGAUGCCAAUGCUAAUCACGAGAAAAUUAGGGCUACAAUAGUUGAUAUUCUUAACAACGUGGCUCCCGAGGACGUGGCACUCCUGGGCCACGAAGAUGGGUCGGUGGUGGAGGUCAUGACCGGCAGCGGCGUCGCCCUCGAGUGCCAGGUGGGGAAGGCCAGGCCGCCCCCCGGGGUCUCCUGGUACAGGGACGGACUGCUCCUGCACCAGGGCCUGCACGAGGACCAGAUUCAAACGGCGCCGCAGGCCCGCCUGUGGUCGGUGCGGAGCCGCCUUCUGCUGACGGUGACGAAGGAGGACGACAAGAUCCGGUUCUCGUGCCGUGCCGUCCACCCAGCGCUCCCCGAGGACGCCGCCAAGCCCUUGGAAGUCUCCGUCACCCUCUCGGUGCUGCACCCGCCCAACGCCCCGAUCAUCAGUGGCUACAGAAGCGGCGACGUCAUGCUGUCCGGGGACCGCCGCACACUCACUUGCCGGGUGGUGGGCGGGAACCCACGCCCGCGAGUCGCCUGGUACUUUUACGGGCGCUCGUUCAACCUCACCGAGGAGGAGGAAGAAAAAGAAGACAGCGAUGAAGGCGCCGAAGAGGAGACGCAGGGCGCGAGGGAUGGCGUGGAGCUGGGAGGAACGCCUCAGUACAAGAAGACUAGGAACAUCGUGGGCAUCAGCGUGAGCCGCCAGGUGACCGCCACCAGGGAGGAGGACGGCGCCGUGUACCAGUGCCGCGUCAACAGCGAGCUCCUCCACCAGCCUCUCACCGCCAACGUCACCAUCACCGUUCACUGUGAGUUGACCUCCAGCUCCUCUUCGAAGUCUCUCGUGACUUCCAGAAUCAUGGCGUCCUCUGUCCUCGUCAUUUUUCAGAAGGCAAACUACAACUUUGCUUCUAUAACCCUGAUGCUGAGGUUCAUCUCGUCCCACCGUCCUACGCCCCAGCGAGACGCUCCUGACGACGUGGUGAUGACGGGGCCGACGGUGGUGACGGCGGGGCAGCAGUAUACUCUCAAUUGCGUCACCACGGCUGCCAACCCUCCCGCGACUCUCUCCUGGAGGAUAAAUGAUCGGCAAAGAGAAUGGUCUUACGACGCCAUCACACUGAAUCAAUAUGAAAAUGAAAAAUAG